AACAGACAGGAGGUCCCGGGGACUCGGCCGGGAGAUCCCUGCGAUCCUGAUGGGGGGAAUCGGGCCAGGAUCUGUGACGAUUAGACACGGCUGAUCAGGCAGCUGUGAGGCCGUCCUAAAGGGGUCCUUGAUGAGCGGAUGGCGCACCCAGCGAGCGGGAUGGAGGAUUCAGAUACUGAGUAUGAACCGAUUCCAACGAAUAUUCCAGGAGUGGAUCCUGGAGAGCCCAUUGGAUUUGAAUGGGGCCCUACACAAAUGUUGCUCUAUCCAACACGGCAUGACCGGACAGAGAGUGCCCUUGGCAGUUCCUCGAGGAUGCCCUUCAUUCAAGUUGUCCACAAUGAUAAGGAUGUUUACUCGCCAAUUCUGAGUAAACUUUUCAAUGAAUCACACGGCAUUUUCAUGACACUUCAGAAAUCCCAGAUGGAUUGCACUACCCAGAAAACAGAGUUAGUCUCUAUCAGCAGGAACUAUCGCUCGGUGAUAAGAGCUUACCUGGAAGAACUGCACAAAGCUGCAGGAAAUGUUUUCUCUCAGGAUCCAGCUACCUCAGUACAGUAUGAGGAUCAGGUUUCAAUUCUGUCUGCGAUGGAGCUGAUCUGGAAUCUUUGCGAGAUCCUUUUCAUUGAAGCAGCUCAAGCUGGUUCUCUCAUGUCACUCCUUCUGGACUGGAUCAGAGUACAUAUUUGCCAGGUGGAUGCUAUGACUGGUCAGGUCCUGGAUUCUGAAAACCCUGCAGAACAUCUGUACUACUGGAAUGUGGUUACUGGCUACGUUCUACAAGGUCGGUUGGAGGAAGCUCGACAGAUGCUGGUUAAGAAGGCUGUGACUCAACCUGCACAAAGUUCCAUGUACAUGUCUAUGGAUGAACUGAUGAGGAAGAUGCCCAUUUUCUUUCAUGGCAGUAAUCAGACAGUAACAGAGUUCGAGUUGAAAUGGCGUCACUGGCAAGAGGAGUGUGACCGAUGCCUGAAAGAGGGAACUUUCGCAUCGAAUGGUGAGCUACUGCUAAUUUGUAAGAUCCUAGCGGGUAAUGAGGAUGCAUUGUUUGAAAAAAAGGAUCUCUUGUCUACCUGGUACCACUUCCUGGUCAGUAAGCUACUGUACUGUCACCCAACUAUAAAACCUACUGACCUUUUUCAAUAUGCUGAGCUGUGUCUGGAUCAUUUUGCUGCUUUUGGGAACCAGCCUGAGGCCCUGGACCGUAUCCUGUUGGCAGCAUUCGAAUUCAAUAUCCACCAGGUGUUGAAAGACUGCAGUGUCAUUCUGAAUAAUUGGUGGUUUGUGGCUCAUCUAACAGACCUACUGGAUCAUUGCAACCUCCUGCAGUCCCAUAAUCUUCAUUUUGGUUCAAAUCUUCGUGAAUUCCUCAUUCUGGAAUAUGCCUCUGGGCUCUUCAACCAUGAUAGCCUCUGGCAGCUGGCCGUGGACUACUUUGACCACUGUCCGCAGUUUGGUCGCAUUUACCUGGAGCUUUAUAUUGAGCGCGUACCUCUGAACACUGAACGCAAGGCACUGAAGGUGUUGAGAAUAUGUGAGCAGCGCCAGAUGACAGAGCAAGUGAGGAGCAUCUGUAAGAUCAUGGCGAUGAAAGCUGUGCACAACAACCGGCUGGGAUCAGCGCUCUCCUGGAGCGUUCGUGCAAAAGAUUCAUUCUUCGCAACUCUCAUCUCAGAUAGGUUACUUCAGGAUUACUCUGUUAAAGGAAGCUUUUCUGACUUCGACCUGAUCAGCAACCUGGGAUCAGCUAUGCUGCUGAGUGACCGGCUGACCUUCCUUGGGAAGUAUUGUGAAUUCCACAAGCUAUAUGGCGAGAUGCAGUUUGCAAAGGCUGCUGAUCUGCUGCUGUCACUGAUGACUGCUCGCAUUGCUCCAAGAUCUUUCUGGAUGAUGCUGCUUCUGGAUGCUCUUCCCAUGAUGGAACAGAAGGAGGUGAUCUUUUCCACAGAGCAGACAUACGCACUCAUGCAAUGCCUUGAGGAUAUGACAGCAGAUGAUACUGAGAGUGAAAGGGAGAUGAGAGCUCUGGGGGGUGAGGAUGAGGUGGCGACUACACAACUGGGCCUCCUCCGAUUGGCUUUCACUCGGAAUCUGGCAAAAGCCAUUGUCCAUGAAGGAACACGUCACGGAUCCUGAAACUGAGCUGGAAUUGCAAUCUAAGCAUUAGCUCUGCCAGCCCGGGCUUGUAAAUAAAGGUUUUUUUUUUCCAUGGUUUUGAAUUUUGUGCAGGCAUUCCAAAUUAAAAUGAUUUUGUAUCCAAA
This is a messenger RNA of Carcharodon carcharias (great white shark), 2261 nucleotides long. RefSeq names its product nucleoporin 85 (gene nup85). Gene Ontology annotation, molecular function: structural constituent of nuclear pore. NCBI's taxonomy places the organism in Eukaryota, Metazoa, Chordata, Chondrichthyes, Lamniformes, Lamnidae. Bases 139 to 2136 code for a protein of 665 amino acids. The transcript has 19 exons. The record is from RefSeq and is a predicted model, not a curated record. Gene Ontology annotation, cellular component: nuclear pore outer ring. Gene Ontology annotation, biological process: mRNA export from nucleus; protein import into nucleus; positive regulation of DNA-templated transcription.